UGUUCUGCUCCAGUAAGUGGAGCGCCACACUACCGACUGACCAUGCAAGCGUCUUUCUACCCCUUCCUCCUGAUUGCCUUACAUGUGUCCGUGCCGGUGGAUUGUAAAUGGAGGUUCCAGGAGCUUCAUAAGAACAGUUUAAGAUCUAGGAGGCCUGCAGAUACACCAGUCAGGACACAUCACUACAGUGCUGGUUUCACAAAGAAACAUUUUCUUGGGGACUUUCUAGUUAUUUUGCCUGUAAGGACAAACGGGAGCGAUGUUGUGUCCAUAUUUGACUUGAGAAGAAAACGGUUUGUGUGUAUGGACUCAAAGGGAGAUCUGUACAACUCAAGACAAAAAGAAAGCAAGGAUUGUCUCUUCUACCGCAUUGACUUUUACUCUGCUCCAAGCGGAAGUCAGCUCCCAAUUUCUUCCCUGGAGUCAUCUCACCCAUCCUUUCUAAAGCGCUUCCUAGCUCCCUUGGUGACGAGGCAGAGGAGGAGCGAGGAGGUGAACCCGUCGGAUCCAUUAAGAUCAGAGUCCGAUCCCUUAAGAUCUGAGAUACAUCCCACCCAUUCCGUCCAGGACCACAAAGAGUCCGAUCACUUGCAGCCCGAACAGCCGGACCAGGCUGGAGCUGUGUCAAAGGAGACCAUCUCUUCCUGUGAUGACCCCUUAAAGGUUUUACAUGCUAACGGGCCAGUGAGCCCAGUCAAGACAAUUAUAGAAGACCAAGCUGAGCAAGAAUGAAAUGAUGAACAUGGACUUUUUAUAAGUGAAAUAGCAUACAAUGGAACCUCCAAGCUUGAACAUAAUUCCGACCUUUGAUUUGUUUGGAUUGUUAAUGUAUUUUCCCCAUAGGAAAUAAUAGAAAUGGAAUCAAUCUGUUCUAAAGGCACAGAGUCCCCAUUAGGGAUCGGUACCGAAUUUGGUACCUGACCCAAAUUCCGUCGGUACUACCGGGUAACAAUUCACCUGAAAUAAUAACAGCGCAACUAUAUAGCAGAUACUUUUGUAGCACAUGACGUCACGUUUUCAGACUCGACACCAACUCGAGCGCUUGCUGGGGAAGCAAGCACUCAAGCACUCAGAGCAAACUCAGCUAGGCUACCUCUAGGUAAUGUUAACAUUUUCAAUGCCAUUAAAGGAAGCAUGUCUAAUAGAAAACGCUCAGAUGCACUGUAAAACUCUACUUUUCUAAAUGUGCAAGCUAAAAGCUAACUUACUUUGGUAUGCCACAUACUGUAAUGUAUAUGCGACUGAUUAGCACUAACAAUUGUACAUGGCGAUUUCAACACCUCCGAAUGUGGUAAUAAAAACUACGAGAUGCACGUUACAAUUAAACAGCUGGUGUGUAAUAAAUACAAUACUUAAAGCAUAAACACUUUGUAAGGCGCAGCAAAAGACUACACUUGGACAUUCAUGGCAAAGACUACUUCCGAGCUCGGCAACACACUUUAAUCUAUACACUACUGCCAUCUAACGUCUUGGAAUUACAACUGCUGUAUAACACUUGCAAAUGAGACUCAGAAGUGUAAGAAAACCUGAUAUACAGCACAGUUAUCACUAUAAGUUUGGUAUUAAAAACAAUAAAUUAUAUUCUAUCAUUAAACAACUAACAUUUGUUAACACAUGAACACACACAAAAGUACCAAACAUUGGUAUAGUUGAGUAGCAGUGUCAUUUCCAGGGUAUCAGGAAUUGGCUCAAGUAAAACUUGAACAUUGUCGACCAGUGGUUUUUGAAGUGUGACCCGCUAAGAUCAUGUCAGUCAUGCCAAAGGAAAAAGUAAUCAGA
Nerophis lumbriciformis (worm pipefish) is the source of this 1779-nucleotide messenger RNA. RefSeq lists its product as uncharacterized. Gene Ontology annotation, molecular function: growth factor activity. NCBI's taxonomy places the organism in Eukaryota, Metazoa, Chordata, Actinopteri, Syngnathiformes, Syngnathidae. The record is from RefSeq and is a predicted model, not a curated record.